CACGCACAUUCUAUUCAUUCGUCUGUUGCUAUCGUACAGUGCAGUACCAGACCCGCCGCAGCAAGUCUACUAGAAGGUUUGUCAGACAGACCGGGUCUUCCCACGCCCUCCCAUAAGAUGGAUCAGACAGAUCUCGACGCCGUGACCUGGCCAGCCCAGCUCACGAAAGGUUUACAUCGGGACAUGUAUCCGCUUCUAGAGCCGUCAAACCCCGAGCUCUCGGCCACAGGCAAGACAGUACUUAUCACCGGAGUUUCGGGCGGGGUUGGGAAGGCUAUUGCCGAGGCUUGGGCCACAGCCGGAGCCGCCGCUAUUGUCAUCACAGGCCGCAAGACCGAUGUGUUGGAGCAGGUCGCCGCCAAGCUGCGAGAGAUCCCAGCCGCCGAGAAAACGAAGAUAGUCGCCCACGCUGCCGACCUCCGGUCCGAGAAUGAAGUUCAAGAACUCUGGACCAAGGCUCGUGCUGAGGUUGGGGUGAUUGACGUGCUGAUCAACGACGCGGGACGAAUGAACUGGGGGGCCAUCGGCAGCAUAGAGCCGUCAGAGUGGUGGCUGGAUCAUGAAGUCAACGUCAAGGGUACCUAUCUCAUGAUCCAUCACUUCAUUCAACAGGAAAGCUCAGCCAGCGGCACAAUCAUCACGCUUAACACCGGUGCAGCGGGAACCUCACUGCCCAGCAUGAGCAGCUAUAUCUCUAGCAAGCUGGCAUCUACGCGUAUCAUGGAGAUCCUGCAUGCAGAGCAGCCGGCUGUGCGCAGCUUCACGCUCCUCCCGGGCCUACUCAAGACAGCUAUGACGGCCGAGGCUUUCAUCCCAUUCGCACGCGACGAUCCAAUGCUGUCCGGUGGCAUGACGCUGUUCCUCAGCACCCCGCGUGCCGAUUGGUUGAGAGGAGGUGUUGUCAGUGUGAAUUGGGAUAUUGAGGAACUGGAAGCCCAUAAAGAUGAGAUCUUGCGGGAAGGGAGGACUAAGCUCGCAUACUUGAACGCGAAGCUGCAGAAGGGGGGCCACCCAUGGGGCCAUGAGUGAUAGUGGAUGGUGUGAAUUGCUCUCAUGGUAUUGGUGGUAUAUCAUGGGGGGGGGGGGGAAGUAUCAGUCGUGGCUGCAUCGGUCUGAUAGAAGAUAUCGUAUUUUUUUUCAUUUUUUUUUUUCAAGAGAUUUGCCCUCCUAUGAUGCUAUUGCCGACUCGCGACAAUUAUUUCG
This is a messenger RNA of Cryphonectria parasitica EP155, 1203 nucleotides long. RefSeq names its product NAD(P)-binding protein. Bases 118 to 1029 code for a protein of 303 amino acids. The transcript is spliced from 3 exons. Gene Ontology annotation, molecular function: oxidoreductase activity, acting on the CH-OH group of donors, NAD or NADP as acceptor. The record is from RefSeq and is a predicted model, not a curated record. NCBI's taxonomy places the organism in Eukaryota, Fungi, Ascomycota, Sordariomycetes, Diaporthales, Cryphonectriaceae.